UCCCCUCCCCCCUUCCCUCCCUUUACUUUUUGUCCACUCCCUUUCCCUUUCUCCUACUAGCACUUUUUUUUUCCUCAUCGUCUCCCCCUCUCUCUCUGGCCCUGCUGUCUCCUCUGACUCUUCUCCUCCUACCUAGUAGUACUUCCAUACUGUCUUAUUAAUGUUUUGUUUUUAGGCCAAAGUGUCCUCCAAAUCAAGGGUAACAAACACCAACUUGUCCUUAGACAGUAUAGACUGAAGCAUGAAAGAUAGUGGGAGGAGAGUGGGUGGAGGAGGAAGCUCAUCACCAUGUGCAGCCUGCAAGCUUCUGAGGAGAAGGUGCUCUCAGGACUGUGUUUUUGCUCCUUAUUUUCCAGCAGAAGAGCCUCACAAGUUUGCCAAUGUUCACAAAGUGUUUGGUGCUAGCAAUGUCAACAAGAUGUUACAGGAAUUACCGGAGCUCCACCGAGGGGAUGCGGUUAGUAGCAUGGUGUAUGAAGCUAAUGCCCGGGUCCGAGACCCGGUUUACGGGUGUGUUGGAACCAUCUCUUCUCUACAACAACAAAUUGAUGUUCUCCAAACUCAAUUGGCCCUAGCCCAGGCUGAGGUGGUGCGCCUACGGCUCCGGUUGAGUGCAUCCUCCAUUUAACUUUUCCAAUCUGUCAUCCCACACAUUCUAUGAACACAAAAUCAAUCACAAAAAAUAUAUGUAGCCAUAGAUGUAUAGCUACAUGUAUUUUUCUUGAUUGGUGUUGUCAUAUGUGAUUGGUAAGUGCUUAUAUCCUAAUUAUCAUAUUUUAAUGUAUGACACUAAACCUACUCGAGUAUUUAAGUAGGUCAAAUCUUCUGUCUCACUCUUUUUUGUUCAUCUGUUUCAAAUCCCCUCUCUACUACAAGAUCAGAGUCAGAUAGAGAUUUUAUAAUAAAAAAAAUGUUUGAGAUAGGAGAAUAUAGAAGAGUAAAGACAGAGUAUCCUAAACAGUAUUAAUGGGCCUUAAUUAUCAUGUCAUAGCAACAUUGUACGUAUAUCUUAGUUUAUAUAUCCCGAAAAGAACUUCAUUUUCAAAUUUA
Molecule: messenger RNA, 1050 nt
Organism: Camellia sinensis
Lineage: Eukaryota; Viridiplantae; Streptophyta; Magnoliopsida; Ericales; Theaceae
Product: LOB domain-containing protein 4
Source: RefSeq, a predicted model, not a curated record